Molecule: messenger RNA, 1413 nt
Organism: Macroventuria anomochaeta
Lineage: Eukaryota; Fungi; Ascomycota; Dothideomycetes; Pleosporales; Didymellaceae
Exons: 2
Coding region: 1-1413 (470 amino acids)
Source: RefSeq, a predicted model, not a curated record
AUGGCGCGGAAGGUCUGCAACCACCCAGUGUUCCCCAGCCUGCGCGCAAAGCUUACAGCACUCAAGAUCACCGUCUGCCCAACCUGUCUCAUUCGGCUUCACAUCUUCGAUAUCGCAGAGACACAAGCCGGACUGGAGCGCCGUGGAGGCGUCUUCUCUUCUAGAGCCACAGCAGUCGCUGAAGAAGGGAGGGGCCGAAAACAGGAGAGGAUCGCCCACAGGGCGCUGUUGAGGCGUUGGAGGCUUGCGAAGAUCGACUUGUAUAGAGACCUUUGUCUGUUGGAAACAUUGCGCGCCGAAGGUGCUGGCAAGACGCGCUGGGAGAUCCAGCUUGCAAAGGCUUUCGAGCUGUGGAAAGAGGUUGAACUUGAGUGCAGCAGGAUACCUGGUUACAGGUACGCCGAGGAGAACCAUGAGGAUAUUGCAAAUGAAGACGAGUCGGUGAUCGAACAGGAUGCGGAACUUGAGGACAGGUUGAACGAAGAUACGAUCGACGAGACAAGAGACGAUGACGACGGAGGAUGGCAAACUAUCAAGCCGAGAGGGAAGGCUGCCAAACAGUCUCCGAAUGAUACCGAGCUGUCCGAGGCUUCUAGCACCAGUAUCCAAGAGAACACCAUGGCGGAUGACAAUACAUAUUAUGGCCCAAAUUUGGACGUGCAGGACCCGGACGAGGUCGCCCUACAAGGAAUGGACAGCGUGAAAUUGAGAAUAGAGCGUGGCUCGUACUGGGAUGGUCGGAACAGAUUCGAUCUGCUCCGCGAGAUUGAGGUAGAUGAAGAUCCUGACUCUCCCGAUCCUCUGGAGGUCCACACAGCAUCGCAAGUUUCCACUUGUCCGCGGGAUGUGGAUCGCAUCACAAUGCCUGAUAAGCCUCUACUACCGCCGCCUGUUUCGUCACUGAAGCGCAAGCGUUCGUGUAGACCUCCAGACAACUUACGAUUACCAAAAGAAGUCCGUAUGGACGAUCGCGUCACCAUCAUCUGCGACUACUACGCGCGCCACACGACCGGCCUUCCUCCUGAACAAACCUCCUACAAGCGACCACACUUCUCCUACACCACCGCAGAGACCGCCCGAAGACGCCUCAAAUUCUACCGCAGAUCGCCUUUGUACGUGCCUUCCACCUGGGCUCUCCCAGUGGAGUGUGAAAACAUCAAUACAAGUCACUAUAAGACAGCCUGGAAAGUUUACGAUGCAAUGCAACUCUUGGCUGACAUGGAGGAUUCGGGACAGAACCAGGCUGAGAUAAUGGCGCGCUUGGAGGCAGCCGGUUAUACCGUGGCCAGCAAUGUUGGCGAAUUGGAUGAAAUUGGAUACGAUGGGUACUAUGCGAUUCCGAUUACUGUGUCAGAGGUAAAGCCUACGCCUCAUGCUGAGAGGACGUUCUCGGAGCCUGAGUCGAAUCGCUGA